Messenger RNA from Daphnia pulex (common water flea), 2268 nucleotides. RefSeq lists its product as uncharacterized. NCBI's taxonomy places the organism in Eukaryota, Metazoa, Arthropoda, Branchiopoda, Diplostraca, Daphniidae. Bases 1 to 2268 code for a protein of 755 amino acids. The record is from RefSeq and is a predicted model, not a curated record. The transcript has 5 exons.
AUGGAUCUACUUCUGAUACCCAGAGUAAUCGUUUGCAACGUCGAGGACAUCAUCCCAACCAGCCUGCUGAUAGCUGAUAUACCCGUCCAGAACUUCGUGCUUGUCACGGUCACCGUCCUUUUCCUUCUGGGCGUUUGGUCUCGACCGGGUAAAACUCUUCGAGGCUGGCCGGAGCUGGUGCUUUUGCUACCGGCAUCUUUUGUGUACCGUGUAGGGGUGGUGACACCCCUCGUCCGUGCAAAAUUUGUCGGGCAGUUUUUUACCCUCAUCAUCGAGGACCAUAGGCUCUUAAUCAAGCCUCUGGAGACGUUGUUAUCACUGGCGACUUCAACAUUCACGUCGGGUCUGGUGACAAAUGCUGAUGACAUUGAGAAGCUGUUAGUUUCUUUUAGCUUCUCUCAGCUCGUUAAGGCCCCGACAAGGUGUGCAAAGUCAGGGAAAUGGCACACUCUCGACCUGAUUUUGACUCGUGAAUCCAUCAACUUUGUGUUAGAUGCCUCUGUAACUUCUCGAUUCUCCGAUCAUCACGCAGUUCAAUGUUCGCUUAAUAUCACCACGCCACAAAGAACAAUUAAAUCAGUCCCAUUCCGUGCCGUCAAUUUCAUUGAUUUGGACGCCUUUGUCUCGGAUCUUGAUUCUCUUCCUCUCCUACUGUCUCCUGCUGACAACUUGGAUUCUCUUCUUCUGCAAUACAAUGAUGGUUUUGCCUCAGUCCUAGACAAGCAUGCACCUAUACGCUGGAAGUCUUUCCCUAUUCGUCUAGCCAUUACAUGGUUUGACGAGUCGGUCCGACUACUUCACAGAGAAGCACGUUACACCGAGAGGACCUGGAGAUCUCGGGAACUGAGGGCGUCUACAUCAGGUGAUUGGUCAGUCGUCGAUGUACUAUAUGAGUGGUAUUGCAGUUGUGUUGAUGAGUACUAUUCUUCCCUCAAGGUAGGGAAGAAGCAUUAUUUAUCUGAUUUGAUUGUGGAGUGUGGCUCUGACCAGAAAAAGCUGUUUCGUUUGAUCAACGAUCUUAUGGGUAAGAGUGGGGAUCCUCCUCUCCCUGAUCAUUUGUCGAAGAGUGAACUGGCCAACGACUUUCUCAAGUUUUUCUCGGACAAGGUGGCAACGAUUGGGUCAUCCCUUGAUAGUGUCGGGAAGGAUCUUACUCCAGCAACCUCCAGCGAUCCUGUUUUUCUUAAGAGCCGUUCUCUCGAUAACCGCUUGACUUCUUUCUUUCCAAUUUCACCAAAUGAAGUGAAGGCACUCAUCACACAGUCUCCAUGCUCAUCGUGCUUCCUGGAUUCGAUUCAGACUCGUCUACUUAGAGAGGUCGCGAGUCUAUUGGCUCAACCUAUUUCUUCAAUUAUCAACCUGUCUUUAUCUUCCGGAGUUUUCCCAGGUCAACUUAAGUCUGCAGUUAUAACAACACUUCUCAAAAAACCUAGUCUCGACCCAAAGCUCUUCAGUCCCUACAGACCUGUUUCCAACACUGCUUUCCUCGCUAAACUAACGGAACGUCACGUCGCGUGUCAACUCUCUAAGCACCUGUCCUCAUACAACAUCCUCGACGAAGGUCAGUCUGCUUAUCGUCCGCGCCACUCCACUAAAACAGCUCUUCUUUCACUAUUCAACGACUUACUGAUGACCGUUGACGCUAGUGAUGGUUCUUCUCUGCUUUUUCUUGACCUUAGUGAUGCAUUUGACACUGUCGAUAAUGAGAUUCUUCUUGAGCGACUCUCGAAUAACUGCGGCGUGACUGACCUCGCAGCCAAUUGGUUUCGCUCCUACCUCACCGGUCGCACUCAAGUUGUCAGUAUCAAGGGUGAACUGUCAGAGAGCUCAGCACUCCUCACAGGCUUUUUCCAAGGAGCUGUUUGGGCCCUAUUGCCUACCUCAUCUACGCCAACCCACUACCUUCAGUUAUUGGAUGUGACCACCUUUGUAACAACAAUGAUAAUGUCGGUCAAUUAUCUGAUGACACUCGAUGCCACAUCACCCUCCGCCUUCUCCUUGAUUGCUGACGACUGGUUCACGAGCAACAGGGUGAUGGCGAACGCUCGUAAAACCGGCCUUCUCUACACCUCUUCUCCUCAGCGCUGGGAUCUGGUUGAGUGUGAGCCACUUCUGGAUGGCGACGUCCUGAUUCAACCAUCUGACACCAUCCUUCACUUGGGUGUCAUAAUCGACCGUCAUCUUCGUCUCUCCCAGCACAUCUCUUCUCUUCGAAGGCAGUGCUUAUUCCAACUACACCGUAUCAGCCGUAUGACGCCAUCUUACUGA